AUGUCCACCCGUCACCUGCGCCACGUCGCUACGCGCUCGUCCCAGCAACUGUCCCGGGCCAUGCUCUCGACCGCUGCGGAGAAGAAGUUUUACAUUCUGCAGUACGAGUACGUGCAGGACAUUGCAGACCGCCGUGGCCCUUUUCGCGCGGAACACUUGGAGCGUGCGGGGAAAGCCAAGCAGAACGGACACAUCGUGAUGGGCGGCGCGCUCGUGAACCCUCUGGACGCUGGCGUCUUUAUCUUUAACGUGGCGGACAAGAACGUGGUCGACAAAUUUGUGAAGGAGGAUCCGUAUGUCGUCAAUGAACUGGUCACGUCGCACUCGAUUCGUGAGUGGAUGGUCGUUGUUUGA
Peronospora matthiolae is the source of this 354-nucleotide messenger RNA. Lineage: Eukaryota; Oomycota; Peronosporomycetes; Peronosporales; Peronosporaceae. The record is from the annotation of a GenBank genome assembly.